Molecule: messenger RNA, 455 nt
Organism: Rotaria sordida
Lineage: Eukaryota; Metazoa; Rotifera; Eurotatoria; Philodinida; Philodinidae
Source: the annotation of a GenBank genome assembly
AUGAGUAGUGAUCAAAGUGAUUAUAUUCAGAAAGGUAUUCAAAAUGCUGAGCAAGCAACAGCAGAUGAUAAAGCACACAAUUAUGAAGCUGCUGUACAACAUUAUAUGACAGCAGCUCAUUGGCUCAUGCAAGCAAUAAAAUAUGGAGGAAUGAAUGCACAAUUAAAACAAACAAUAAGACCUAAAAUAGAGAGUUAUGUAAAACGAGCAGAAGAAAUCAAUUUGAUUCUGAAGAAAAAGCCAAUUGCCGAUGGUUGCAAUGAUCAUGAAAAUGCAAAGAAUAAUAAAAAUAGUAGUGAUAGUGGUGAUUCAGAUUAUAAACAACUUAAACAAAAAUUUGAAGGCGCUAUCGUCGCAGAUCCAAAAGUAACAUUUAACGAUGUUAUUGGUUUAGAACAAGCAAAAGAAGCACUAAAAGAAGCUGUUAUUUGGCCUGUUAAAUUGAAAAAGUUUUU